Molecule: messenger RNA, 393 nt
Organism: Panicum virgatum (switchgrass)
Lineage: Eukaryota; Viridiplantae; Streptophyta; Magnoliopsida; Poales; Poaceae
Product: putative germin-like protein 2-2
Exons: 1
Coding region: 1-393 (130 amino acids)
Cellular component (GO): cell wall
Molecular function (GO): manganese ion binding
Source: RefSeq, a predicted model, not a curated record
AUGGAUGGUUCCGAUCCAAAUACUGUGUUUGUGUUCCCAAAGGGACUUGUCCACUUCCCACCUCAUACUCACCCUCGUGCCACAGAGAUACUGACAGUGUUGGAGGGCUCGCUCUUUGUUGGCUUUGUUACCUCAAAUCCAAACAACACACUGAUCACAAAGGUUCUGAACAAGGGAGACGUGUUUGUGUUCCCAAAGGGACUUGUCCACUUCCAGUUCAACAACGGUACAGGCAAUGCUGUAGCUCUUGCUGGAUUGAGUAGCCAGAACCCUGGAGUCAUCACUAUUGCCAACACAGUGUUUGGGUCCAAGCCAUCCAUUGCGGACAAUAUAAUAGCCAAGGCCUUCCAGGUCGACAAGGAAACAGUGGACUUAAUGCAAGCUCAGUUCUAA